AUGUGGAUGCUCUUCGUCUUGGGUGCCUUGCUGGGGGCGGUGGCCUCGGAGGAGACGCCCACCACGAGGAGCUCUCCGCAGCUUCAGGCCCUCCACUGCCCGCCCUGCGAGAGGAUCCACUGCUCCUCCAGGAGGGUGCUGAAGCUCCGGUGUAAAGGCGGCGUCACGACGGGCGUCUGCGGCUGCUGCCCGGUGUGUGCCAGGACCGAGGGGGAGACCUGCGGAGGAACCUGGGACUACCUGGGGAAGUGUGACGAGGGGCUGGUGUGUGUUCAUGAGGACUCAGCAGAUGACAAACCAGACGCAGAGCGCAAAGGGACCUGCAAAGCGGUGAUCGAGACGCUGAAUCCAGAAAGCUGCCAGCCAGAGUGCACCAGGGAGUACUGUCAGGCCAACCCCACUGAAAUCUGCUCUGCCAGAUCCGUGUCUCUGGAGGGGAAAGCCUGCCAGGGCUCCUGCCAGCACACCUCCUGUUCAAGCUGUUUGCUGCUGAAGCCCCCGUCGUGCCCACAAACCUGCAGCCCGUCCGACUCUACCUGCCUGCAGCAGUUUGGGAAGUGUGUCCACAACCACCUGAAAGCAGCUCCCAACCAUGUGUGUAACAGCAGCCUGCAGAGUCACAGCGAGGGACAUUUUCGGUGUUUGGUCCCAGACUGUCCAAACUCAGCAAAGUAAUUCCUUGUUGUGUGAGGAGCAGAAACCAAGAGGAGCUCAUGUAGCAAAAUGUCAAAAGGCAGCUAUUUUUGGACUUUGUGAAUAUCUUAAAUACUUUAUCUGACAAUCACAUUUUCUAUGCAGUGUGAAGUUGAAUAAGAACGUGAAAUUAAUUGUAUUUUGAAAUUUUUGAGAAAUAAAAUUCUGUAAACUACA
Acanthochromis polyacanthus (spiny chromis) is the source of this 870-nucleotide messenger RNA. Its product is annotated as IGFBP domain-containing protein. The transcript is spliced from 4 exons. Gene Ontology annotation, molecular function: insulin-like growth factor binding. Bases 1 to 675 code for a protein of 224 amino acids. The record is from RefSeq and is a predicted model, not a curated record. Lineage: Eukaryota; Metazoa; Chordata; Actinopteri; Pomacentridae. Gene Ontology annotation, biological process: regulation of signal transduction; regulation of cell growth. Gene Ontology annotation, cellular component: extracellular region.